This is a messenger RNA of Haliotis rubra (blacklip abalone), 794 nucleotides long. Its product is annotated as receptor-interacting serine/threonine-protein kinase 1-like. The record is from RefSeq and is a predicted model, not a curated record. NCBI's taxonomy places the organism in Eukaryota, Metazoa, Mollusca, Gastropoda, Lepetellida, Haliotidae. The transcript is spliced from 4 exons. The coding region runs from base 112 to 606 and encodes 164 amino acids. Gene Ontology annotation, molecular function: protein binding. Gene Ontology annotation, biological process: signal transduction.
AACCCAAAACAUUUUCCAACUUUCGUUACUGAUUUCGUCUUUACGAAAACCCAACACUUUGAAACUAGCUUUUCCCAAAUCUAUCAAUUGACAUAUUUUUAUUUUGAAGACAUGAGCUAUGGUGGUGGUGCCUCAGGAGGUCCUCCAGGAUCUAGACCAUCUGGCUUUGCAUUGUUUUCGGAUCUGAAAAGCUCUGGGAUACAGAUAGGCCCCCAUAACACUUUAAACGUGACUCAGGGUGCAGGAGUGCAGACUAGGAGUCAGCGGAGGGCAGCAGCAUCCGCACCAAGAGUGAAGGAAAAGAAACCCAAGCGACCGCUGUCCAAGUCUGAAAAUGAGCCCUCCCUGGACGAGAUGGACAAAGUGUGUAAAGCCCUAAACAAGUACAAGGACACUGCCUGGAGGGAUCUGGGCACCAAGCUGGGCCUGAGCAGUGGCGAACUAGACACCAUUCACCAUGACCAUCAUGCAGCAGGAGUCUACGAAGUGUCCUAUCAGACCCUGUUGCUAUGGAAACAACGACAGCCCACACCCCCACAGGUUAAGGUGUUGGCUCAAGCACUCUGUGAUAUUGGAAGAGGAGAUCUCUCCGACAAACUGGCAUAAUGUAGAUUAACAUCAAUCUUUGUUUUUAACAGAUUCAGCACCAUAACACCAAAGAAAGAAUAUUACAGAGAAAAGCAAAAUUUAUGAAUGGCAACUUCUUUAUUGUGAAUAACAUGACAUUUCGGAGUGUAUACUUGCUCCCUCAUCAGGUGAAUGGUAGGGAGUAUCAGGGUAUAUAUACCUACAUU